Molecule: messenger RNA, 363 nt
Organism: Loa loa (African eye worm)
Lineage: Eukaryota; Metazoa; Nematoda; Chromadorea; Rhabditida; Onchocercidae
Exons: 2
Coding region: 1-363 (120 amino acids)
Source: RefSeq, a predicted model, not a curated record
AUGAAUACGAUAAUUACAGUAACAACUAAUACAUUCCCAUUGCUGUUACUAUCACUAUUACCUACUACGGCAUUCUCCUUUGGAUCUAAUGCCGAUAAAAGUCAUUGCAAUCGUUUAAAACUUGAACAAUGUUUCGAAACUGCUUUUCAGACAAUGCGUAUUAGACGAAAUGUUGACAACGAUCAAAGUGAAUCAUCAUCGGAAAUGUUGACGUUAAGGACACGUCAUCGAUGUUCGUUACGAAGCGUAACACACGUUAUGAUGCCAAAAAAUCAACAUCUCUGUGCAGCAAAUCGACAUUAUUUAUCAUGCUUUAAUAAUGAUGGAUGCCAAGAUGAUUAUAUGGCACAUGUAAAUCAAUAA